AUGGUUGUCAAUCAAUCAGAAGCAAUGAAUAAUGAUCAGCCUAAUCUGGAAGCUGAUGAUGACCAUGUCAUUUAUCUUGAAGCAUAUUCUGAAGGGAAGAUUCUUCAAGGAAUUCACAAUGGGAUUGAGUUUGAUGAUGAUCAACUCAAUCCUAGAAAAAGUAUGGCUUCCUUCUCACGGGGAGCAAAUGACGAUGAAGCUGGAAGGUCCUCAGUUGUUGGUAGUUCUUCAGCCCCUUCCCCUUCCAAGAAAACCAAUUUAAGAGUUGAUCUAGAAUAUUUGACUAAGAAAUGA
Messenger RNA from Lactuca saligna, 294 nucleotides. The record is from the annotation of a GenBank genome assembly. NCBI's taxonomy places the organism in Eukaryota, Viridiplantae, Streptophyta, Magnoliopsida, Asterales, Asteraceae.